AUGGCUUCCAGACUCGAUAGGCUCGUUACUAUUAUCGAAACCGGCAGUACCCGCCAUGUUCGGGAUCUAGCCGUCAACCAGCUGGCCGAUUGGCAAAAACAGCACCCGGAUGAACUCUUCAACCUAAUAUCGAGAGUUGUUCCCUAUCUCCGCCACAAAGAAUGGGACACGCGAAAUGCCGCUGCGAAAGCCAUCGGCAAAAUCGUGGAGAACGCCCCGCUUCAUGACCCAAACGCAGGAGAUGACCCGAAUCUUGACGCCCAUGUUGACCAUGUGAAGAAGGAAGAGGACGAGAAGGACGUCGAAUUGGCUGGCGAGGAAUUCUUCGACUUUGAAUCCCUCGAUAUUCAUGCGAUUCUUCAACAUGGACGGGAACUACUACGUGGCGGCGACAUCGAGUAUAGCCUGGCGGCUUUAGAUCCUCAAGCUCGGCUGGAGCAGCAGCAGAAAACCUUGAAAGGACGCCUCGGACUUCUUGGUCGAAAGUUUGAGGAUGAAGAAAUGUCGAUAGUCGUGGACGGCCAAGCUGUACCGAUGACUCCCAUCGAUGCAAGCAACGGGAACGGUACGAUCUGCGGCGAAGGCAUUCCUGGCUCGAGCCAAGCGGGCGUGGACCCGCAGCUGAGCACGAGGCAGCUCAAUGUCCUGAAGCGGAAGCGAAAGAGAGAGGCGAUGAAGGCGUCACAGGGCAAGGGCGGGUUCGGCGACCUGUCCAUACGACGGCCAACGACGGCUGGAUUGGAAGCCAUCGCAGAUGAGACCCCAACUGCUGAUUCCGAGACCAAGAAGAACGGGAAAAUGAAUGACUACUUUAGCCUCGACCGCCCCGCUGACGUCGAUGAGGAAAAAAAAGUCGUCAGCGAGUUCAAAGGUCCGAUAAUCCCCAUCAAGUCCGAGAUUGAAACCGACAGCUCCGUGGAAGGCGCCGAGUGGCCGUACGAAAGGCUUUGCGAUUUUCUCAAGGUUGACCUCUUCGACGCAACUUGGGAAACACGGCACGGAGCCGCCAUGGGAUUGAGAGAACUGCUUCGAGUCCACGGCGGGGGCGCUGGCCGGGUGCUUGGUAAAAGCAGAGAGGAAAAUGAAAAGCUGAACCGCCGGUGGCUUGACGACCUAGCCUGCCGUCUUUGCUGCGUCUUGAUGCUGGACCGCUUCACCGAUUACAGCGGAGACACGUCGGUUGCUCCGAUCAGAGAGACGAUUGGCCAAACCUUGGGUUCUGUCCUCAAGCACAUACCUGCCGAGUCGGUGUAUGCCAUCUAUCGCGUACUUUUCCGGAUGGUGAUGCAGGAAGACCUCGAGCUUGAAAGAUCCAUUUGGGCUGUCUGCCAUGGUGGCAUGGUUGGCUUGAGGUACGUCGUUGCAGUGCGGAAGGAUCUUCUCCUACAGGACGGCGACAUGAUCGACGGCAUCAUCAAGGCUGUCAUGAAAGGCCUCGGCGACGCCGAUGACGAUGUUCGCUCGGUCAGUGCCGCGACUCUUAUCCCCAUGGCGCACGAAUUUGUCACAAUGCGACCAGCAAAGCUGGAUGACCUCACCAACAUUGUGUGGGAAAGUCUCUCCAACCUUGGCGACGACUUGAGUGCUAGCACAGGGCGUAUCAUGGACCUUCUCGCCACCCUUUGCAGCUUUCCCCAGGUGCUGGAAGCAAUGAAAGCUUCCGCAGCGCAGGACGAGGAACGUUCCUUUACGCUGCUGGUCCCGCGCCUGUAUCCGUUCCUGCGACACACCAUCACCCCAGUCCGCCUGGCCGUCCUGAAGGCACUGUUGACGUUUGCCAAUCUUGGUUCUGAAACGUCCCAAGGCUGGUUGAAUGGAAGAAUCCUUAGGCUGGUUUUCCAAAACAUCUUGGUGGAAAGAGAUCAGGAGACACUCGACAAGUCGCUCGUGCUGUGGGAUGCACUUGUCCGAUGUUUGGCAGCCACCCCGACUGUGCUUGUCGACGAGUUCGAGCCUCACAUCGACGCCCUGAUACAGCUCACGCUGCAUCCCAUUGGCGUUUCGAGAAACCCCAUUCCCAUGAACGCCUCACUUCUUCAGAAGCCAUCGGGUGGAACAUAUUCGACCUCGACAGCCUCGCACCCUUCCACCCGGAGAUUGUCAACGCCGGACGGAUCCGAUAGGGCACCAAAGCGGCGGCGCAGGUCCACAAAGGUGAACGAAGAAGCCGUUUCCACCCACUUGACUCACGACCUCGAUGGGCAUAUGAUGCAGGGCGACGUUGAUUUUGUUGGCAUGGAAGUCUUGAUCCGCUCUCGAGUCUCGGCUGCCAAGGCUAUGGGCCUGAUCAUGUCAAUGGUGCCGCCCGAGAAGCUCGAAGUUUUCGAUGCUUUGCUGAUUCCAGGCUUGACGUCCGCAUAUGCAUCUACACAGCUCGCGGCUUGCCAAGUGCUCGACGAGUACGCGAAGAACUGUGCCAGCGCAGAUUCUGCUGCUCGCUACGUCGACCACCUGCAGCGCAUAUCGGAAUCCGAUCGACCCCCUGCAUACAGGGACCUCGUCAACUUCGUCCAGCGCGUCAGGACACAAUGCCAGCAGCUUAUCAACCUAUUCCGCGACCACGGCAAGAUAUCUCAAGGCAGGCUGCCCAUGCUUCCCGUAGUGGUCCAAGGAGAGCCCGAAGCUGGACCGGGCGCCUUUUCCAUUGCGACGGCUGAAAAGUGCGUGGGAGAGGAUUACGAAAAACUGAAAAAGAUAAUGGCGCCCGGCCAACGUCUCAUUGCCAGCCCGCAGCUCGCAGAAGCCCGCAAUCUUGCCAUGUCCGUCAUCGAGGAGGCCAAGGCUGCGAAGGAAGCUCGCGACACGAGGAUAAAGUCUGGCGCAUCCUGCGCCAUGGUGGCGUUGAGAAUUCUUCCGAAGAAGCCUAGCUCGCUGAUAAAGGGCAUCAUGGAAUCCGUGAAGACGGAGGAGAGUCAGCUGCUUCAGAGCCGCUCGUCGGAGACGAUUGCAAAACUUGUCCAGCUGUUUACUGACAAGGGCAGGAAAGGACCUGCCGAUAAAGUCGUUGCCAACUUGGUCAAGUUCUCCUGCGUUGAAGUUGCCGAGACGCCCGAGUUCUCGGUGCACGCCAGCAAGACGGACUGCAUCCUUUCCAUGCAGAAGGAAGAGGACAGGGUGGACCACGCAGAUGCGGCGAAAUGGGCGAAGGAGGCCAAAGCAGCCCGUAUCACUCGACGUGGUGCCAAGGAUGCUCUUGAGAUCCUCUCCAAGACGUACGCCGCUGCUUUGCUUGAGACCGUUCCCAGCUUGCGAACGUUCAUGGAGGCGCCAAUGGUGACAGCCUUCCGCGGAGAACUUCCUCCUGAAGCGAGGGACUCCGAAAACAGCCUGGGCCAGGAAAUCAUCGACGCCAUGUCCGUCAUCAGAACGUUGACACCGACACUGCACCAGUCACUGCACCCAUUUGUGAUGGGCACCGUACCCCUCGUCAUCAAAGCUCUCCAUUCCGACUUGUCAGUGUUCCGCUACAUGGCCGCCAAAUGCCUGGCUACCAUCUGCAGUGUCAUGACCGUGGAAGGCAUGACAGCACUGGUGGAGGAGGUACUUCCGUCCAUCAGCAAUCCCCUGGACCUGAACUUCCGACAAGGCGUGACCGAGGUAAUAUACCACCUGAUCGCCGUCAUGGGUGACGCCAUCUUGCCCUAUGUCAUCUUCCUCAUCGUUCCCGUUCUCGGACGGAUGAGCGACUCGAAUAACGAGAUCCGCCUCAUGGCCACGACGUCAUUUGCUACAUUGGUGAAGCUUGUUCCCCUCGAGGCAGGCAUCCCGGAUCCUCCUGGCCUGUCCGAGAAGUUGCUCAAGGGUCGAGACCGUGAGCGAACGUUUAUGGCUCAACUACUUGACCCGAAGAAGGUGGAGCAGUUUCAUAUCCCUGUCGCCAUCAAGGCCGAGCUGCGAUCGUACCAGCAGGAGGGAGUCAACUGGCUCAACUUCCUCAACAAAUAUCAUCUUCACGGCAUUCUCUGCGAUGACAUGGGUCUCGGCAAGACCCUCCAGACCAUUUGCAUUGUUGCCAGUGAUCACCAUCAGCGAGCCGAGGGGUUUGCGAAGACGCAAUCUGCUGACCUGCGGAAGCUUCCGUCCCUCAUCGUCUGUCCCCCAACGCUGUCUGGCCAUUGGCAGCAAGAGAUAAAAGCGUAUGCCCCCUUCUUGACCGUCACGGCAUACGUGGGACCGCCGGCAGAGAGAAAGACUUUGAGGGACAGGCUCGGGGAAACGGAUAUUGUCAUCACGUCCUACGACGUCUGCAGAAACGACACGGAAGUUCUGGAGAAGCAUAGCUGGAACUACAUGGUACUUGACGAGGGACACCUGAUCAAGAACCCCAAAGCAAAGAUAACGCAGGCCGUCAAGAGGAUGGCGAGCAACCACCGGCUGAUACUGACCGGCACCCCGAUUCAGAACAACGUGCUCGAGCUCUGGUCGCUGUUUGACUUCUUAAUGCCAGGAUUCCUCGGCGCUGAAAAGGUGUUCCUGGACCGGUUUGCGAAGCCAAUUGCGGCCAGUCGUUACAGCAAGGCAUCCUCCAAGGAGCAGGAAGCAGGGGCGCUGGCUAUCGAGGCACUGCACAAGCAGGUCUUGCCCUUCCUGCUGCGUCGUCUCAAGGAAGAAGUGCUCGAUGACUUGCCACCAAAGAUCCUGCAGAACUACUAUUGCGACCUCAGCGACCUUCAGAAGAAGCUGUUUGAAGAUUUCACGAAGAAGCAGGGCAAGAAGCUGCAGGCGGAAGCUGGGCGCGACGACAAGGAAGCCAAAACGCACAUUUUCCAAGCUUUGCAGUACAUGCGCAAGUUGUGCAACUCGCCCGCGCUCGUCAUGAAGCCGGAUACGCCGUCGUACAGCGAGACGCAGAAGAUUCUUCAAAACCAGGGGACUUCGAUCGAGGAUGUUGUCCACGCACCAAAGCUGACGGCACUCCGCGACCUUUUGGUUGACUGCGGCAUUGGCGGCGAUGAGGGGGAUUCGAAUGACCCCUUGUACCAACCCAUCAAGCCUCAUCGUGCCCUCAUCUUUUGCCAGAUGAAAGAAAUGUUGGAUAUGGUGCAGAACAAGGUGCUCAAGGAGCUGCUGCCGUCGGUAUCGCAUCUCCGCCUGGACGGCUCGGUCGAGGCAAACAAACGGCAGGACAUUGUCAACCAAUUCAACAGCGACCCGUCAUAUGACGUCUUGUUGCUCACGACGAGCGUUGGAGGACUGGGACUCAACCUGACGGGUGCAGACACAGUCAUCUUCGUGGAGCACGACUGGAACCCGCAAAAGGAUCUGCAGGCCAUGGACCGCGCGCACCGCAUCGGCCAGAAGAAGGUAGUUAACGUGUAUCGUCUCAUCACGCGGGGUACGCUGGAAGAGAAGAUCCUGAGCCUCCAACGGUUCAAAAUCGAUGUUGCCUCCACAGUGGUCAACCAGCAGAACGCGGGGCUGUCGACAAUGGAUACGGAUCAGAUUCUCGACCUCUUCAGCCUCGGCGAUUCCGGCCCGAAUCUCCCCUCGGACAAGCCUCAGCAUGAGAUGGAAGGCCGGGAGGAGGAUAUGGUGGACCUUGAGACGGGCGAUGUGCUGCGACAGCCUGGCAAGAAGACAUGGUUGGACGACCUGGGCGAGCUCUGGGACAGCAAGCAGUACGAGGAGAGCUUCGACUUGGACGACUUUAUGAAAAGCAUGUCGUAG
Molecule: messenger RNA, 5667 nt
Organism: Drechmeria coniospora
Lineage: Eukaryota; Fungi; Ascomycota; Sordariomycetes; Hypocreales; Ophiocordycipitaceae
Product: TBP associated factor
Exons: 3
Coding region: 1-5667 (1888 amino acids)
Molecular function (GO): ATP binding; ATP-dependent chromatin remodeler activity; ATP hydrolysis activity
Source: RefSeq, a predicted model, not a curated record